Molecule: messenger RNA, 1371 nt
Organism: Eimeria tenella
Lineage: Eukaryota; Apicomplexa; Conoidasida; Eucoccidiorida; Eimeriidae
Exons: 1
Coding region: 1-1371 (456 amino acids)
Source: RefSeq, a predicted model, not a curated record
AUGGCGGCUCUAAGCAUCAGUGAUGUCUCAACCAGAUCCAGUGAUGAGCUGGACACAAUGACAACACGUGUACCAUCACGCGUUCAGUCUGAGGCGAACACAGUAGUGGGUGGUGAUGAAGAGGAGUUGGAGGCCGCUCGUGCUGCCUCGGUAGCCAUGGGCAUCACGUACUAUCCCACGGGAAAGAAGGUGCUCUCCAACGCCUCUCAGUGGGAGCCAACCAUAUUCAGCAGCUUGAACGCCUCUGAACUGCUGAGUCGACUGCGCAUCUGCUCUUGCAUUGACACUGAACGCAUGGAAAUGUUCCGAUGCAUAUUUGUCGAAGAGAAAGAUGAUUACGAAGGUUACGUGGCCUAUCUGAGAAGCCGCCUCGCUGCACAGCCUCGAAAUUACACACAGACAAUGCCUAUAAUGCAGGCUCUGGUUGACGAAAUGGAAGAAGAUCUGCGGGAAGCACAGAAUUCUUUAAACACUGUGAUCAGAAUUGCCGCAGAAGUGCACGCGCGUACACUCGAGCUAACCAAAGAAUACGAACAGCUGGAUGAUGAGCUGGUUCAGUUUGUUGAAAGAGAGGCUGCUGAGCCUGAGCAGAAUGGGCAAGAUGAAAACGAAGAAAGCGCUGAAGCAGCAGAAGGCAAAGCGCGCAAGGGCCUAAUUUGUGAUGCGGUUGCAGCAAAGGAAAAAGAGCAGAGAAAGCAGCUGCGCAUUAUCUUCACAGAACACAGAAGGCUUGAGCUAGUUGAAUACGGAGCUUCUGUAUUCCCCUUUAGCUUGAACACUUUUGCCCCUCUUUGGGGUGAAUCUGCAGCCAUGCCGCCACCACCCCUUCCUACUCCAGUUUCCCCCGCCUCUCCGUCAGAACAACGGACUCCCCGUAUACGCAUCGAAGAAUCUGCUGCUACUUUUGAUCCUCUUCAAGCCGCUGUAGAUACCCACUCGAGUCAGCUUCAACAGUUUCUGUUGCCAGAAGGGGAGGUGGAGGUGCCUGCGCCUGCAGCCGGCAGCCAGUUGCAGCUGUGGAUUACUCAGAUGGAAAACACAGGAACAAUAAAUGAAAGCUAUGAAACGUUCCGCAGCUUCGACAGCAGGGAGGCUUCAUGCGGAACGGAAGACAGUCGUCGUGGGCGUUCACUUCGCAGCCGUUAUGGUCCUUCAGGUAGGAACAGCACAGAGGCCGUUUGCCACGGUGACCCAUCUUUCACAUAUUCUGUUUACGACGGCAGCCCUUCAAGGCUAUCCGACUUCAGCGAUGACUUAGAUCAAGCAACAAUACUUGCAUGCCAAUUGCUGCGCUACACCCCCGUGCCAGUUGGAGCCAGAUCCGUAAGCAGCCCGCCAGCCUUGUCGAGAUCAAGGGAGGCACGGCCAUGA